Messenger RNA from Caenorhabditis auriculariae, 353 nucleotides. The record is from the annotation of a GenBank genome assembly. NCBI's taxonomy places the organism in Eukaryota, Metazoa, Nematoda, Chromadorea, Rhabditida, Rhabditidae.
AUGCGAGAAAAGCGAUUAAUUUCCCAUGAUUGCUGUAAAAGUCGCAUAAAUGAGAAAAGCUCGGCGACGGCGGCCGAGCGCUGUGGAACGGAGCCAAGCCGCGCCCCCUCGGCUCCGCCCACUUUCCUUGCCGCCGUCGCCUCGGCCGUCACUCACACCCAAGCAGAAUGUCAUUGCGGUUGGGUUCUGCUCAGUGACAUUUUUUCCUUUUUUUCAAAUUUUCUCAUCGAAAAAGGCUCAUAGAAGAAAUUAAAAGAUCGAGAAGCUUCUUCGCAGAAGUUCGCCUUCAAGACAUGGCCGUUUCCAUGGAAUCAUUUGAUUUGAAGCUGUCUCUCCUGGCUCUCAAAAGAUGA